AUGAAACAUGCUUCCUUGUCACAAGUCCAACAAAGCAAAGUCAGAAGACAUCUCUUAGUUGGUAACGUCUUUCUUGAAGAAGUAAGGGAAAGCAAACAGAGUAUUUCCUAUACUAAACGUAAUAUUCUUCAUCGCCUUGCAGCUGGCAAAAUAGCAAAGAAAUAUAGAUGUAUCCGAUCUUUAAGUAGAUUAACGGGUUUAAGCAGAAAUCAUCUGGGUAGGGUGAACUCCAAAAGUGUUAUCUCCAAUAAUUUUCAUAGGUUAAGAGAAGUUCGUAUAUUCAAGCAAAAGGUCAUAGAAUUCAUGGAAAGAGAUGAUAAUAGUCGCACCAUGCCUGGAAAGAGUGACUUUACUAAAAUAAAUCAUCACACCAAAGUUACCACCAGAGUUCUCACAGAUUAUCUCUCUAAUUUACACCAGAAAUACUUAUCUGAAAACCAUGAAGUAAAAUUAUCGUUAGCAUCAUUUUCACGUAUAAGACCCAAACACAUCCGCAAAACUGCUUUUAUAUCAAGGAGUACAUGUCUAUGUACCCGCCAUCAGAAUAUGGCUCUUUUUCUUAAAGCUAUUCAACGCUCGGGUGCCUCAGUCCCUUCAAACCCAGAAAGUUUUUUGCGUGAAGUUACAGAUUUAAGACAGAUAACAGAAAGCAUAACUGAAGAAGAAAUUACCUUUGGACAGUGGAAGAGAGUUCCAUUUGAAGAGAAAGGUAAGACAAAGAUGGUAAUGAAGAUAGUUGAAGAAAAGGUUAUUAAAGCAGAAUUCGUUUCAAAAUUGACAAGUCAGUUUGAAGACUUUAAGGCGCAUGUUAGCUGGAUGAAAAGGCAAUAUUCUGAAAUUCAAAGCCUUAAAGAACACCUACCGAAAAACGAUGUCAUUAUACAUAUGGACUUUGCAGAAAACUAUAAUUGUAAGUCAGUUGAAGAAAUCCAAUCUGCCUAUUGGAAUCAGACAUCUGUGACGCUUCAUCCUGUCGUUAAUCUACUACGCAUCGGAAGAAAAGGUUCUUGA
Molecule: messenger RNA, 1011 nt
Organism: Lottia gigantea (owl limpet)
Lineage: Eukaryota; Metazoa; Mollusca; Gastropoda; Lottiidae
Exons: 1
Coding region: 1-1011 (336 amino acids)
Source: RefSeq, a predicted model, not a curated record